CAGCCCAAAUAUUUUGAUAAUGGACAAGGUCAUUGCCAGCCCAAAGAAUUCAUUUUCUUCUCGCCCUAAAGCAGAGUUUCAUUAAUGGUUCCCUCGCAUUCUCCGCCCGCGUUUUGACGCCUUCUUUAAAUCGGCUCUCCGGACUGGAGUCUUCGUUUCGUCUCUCCGGUGUCCUUCUCAAGUUCAGAAUUUCAGAUUUAAGGCAAUUUAUCAUUCAAACUCUUACCAGAAUCAAAUGGCGAAUAGCAGAAAAAAGGUUGCAGAAGACCAAAGCUUAAAAGAUAGAAUCAGUGGUCUGCCACACAAUGUUAUUGAUUGUAUUCUUACCCACUUGCCUAUGCAAUAUGCUGCAAGAACUAGUGUUUUAUCCAGAAAAUGGAGGUACAUCUGGGCCACAUGCUCAGAGAUUGUGCUUGAUGAAGCCUUUUACACCUUCAUAGACAGAAGGAGAUCUUAUUUGCACACGGUGCAUUAUGCAGAAGUUGUGAGUAUGAUUCUCUUGCAACAUCUUGGGCCCGUUCGGAAGUUUUAUAUAGAGGCUUCACUAUCAGAUAUACAUUUCAUGAAUCUGGAUCAAUGGGUUCUGUUCGUGUCUAGGAAUGGUGUGGAGGAACUGACACUUAGGCCAUCUUCUAUAGGUUAUAAAUUGCCUUCUCACAUUUUUGAAUGUCAGCAUCUAACACGAUUGAGCAUUCAUAGAAGUACCUGGGCACCACCUCCUGGUUUUGGAGGCUUUAACCACUUGACUAGCCUCGCUUUGUCUUCGUUGAGUCUCUCAUCAAACAAAGAAAGUGACGUGCUUAACACUCCAAAUCUUAUUCACUUGGAGUUUACACAUUGUUAUUUUUGUGUCAAUGCCCUAAAAGUCCAUGCUCCUCUACUCCAAACCUUAAUCAUUGAUAGUCGCCAUAAGGUUGAACUGAGCUCUUUUCUGGUCUUCCAUGACCUGAAAAAUGUUAAAGUUUUUUCUAAACAAGAACGGGACAUUACACUGUCUGGAAAUUACUCCCUUCAAGACAUUAUUCCAGAUCUUAUCAGCAGUUGGCCAGGAGUUGUUCAGCUCCAGCUAAAUGGGUAUCUACGCCAGAAUAUGGAUGUUCUCAAUAAGAGUUUAAGAUGGUCAUCCUUCGCACCUGAUUCCUACCAUUCGAAGCCGAUAUAUAUUACCUACCUUUUGACCUCGCUCUCCUUGCUGAAUGUGAAUUUGAACAAUAAGUGGCAGAUAUCGCAGGCCAUGUGGUUGCUUGCAAAUAGUACCAGUCUGAAAUUUGCAACAAUUGCUACAAAGGCAUCAGUCCCAAAUCACUCUGCAGUGGAGGACGAUGCGAUAAAUUUGGAAUUGCCAGCAGAGGCGAACAAGAUGGGAAUGAGCAGUCUAGAAGUUUUGGAGAUAACAGAGAUUUCGGGGUCAAGAGCCGAAAUGUUUUUUCUCAAGGAGGUACUCGCUUCAGCCUCGUCCCUGCGUGAAGUUUCUAUAGGGAUUGCAAAAUGUGACGCCACAGUGGAGCUGAGGAUUUCAAAGGAACUGUUGCAGUUUCCUCGAGCAUCCACAAAAGCUGAAGUGAAACUGUUUGGCGCGGCCGACAACCCCCCAAGUACGAUUCGCUUUCCCUAGUAGAGUCAUGACUGGUUUUGGGUUGCCUUUAAUUGGACAUCUUUUUGCCUUGAUAUAUAACAAGUUUUUGGGAAUCACACUCUUGCCUAGUAUAUUCAUGGCUGGUUUUUGAUUGCCUUGAAUUGGACAUCUUUUUAGUUUUGGUUGACUAUAUACAUUGAUCUAUACCAAGAUCUUUGGAGUCACAUGCUUGCCCAGAGUUAUAUAUAUAUGUGACCUUUAUAUCCUCCCUCUUACAAAGAACUUCACACUUCUCUUUGGUUGUUCUAAAAUAAAAUUAUAUGUAUGGAUUAUAUACUCAUAAAGAAGGGAUAUAAAGGUCACAACAUUUCUUUUCUCAACCAAACACUCCAUCAGACCAGAACAUUUUAUCGCUGCUUCAGUUUGGUUGAACAUAGCAACGGGUCAUUUAUUAGUGUUUUGAAAAUGAUAUCUAUUCUUAAAGAUUAACGUUUUUAAAAAUAAUGUACACCAUUAAACUUUUAUCUUAAAUGCUAAAAUUAAUUGAAAACGUGAUUUCCAAACGAGCCAUUAGGCAUUUGGCC
Cuscuta campestris is the source of this 2160-nucleotide messenger RNA. The record is from the annotation of a GenBank genome assembly. NCBI's taxonomy places the organism in Eukaryota, Viridiplantae, Streptophyta, Magnoliopsida, Solanales, Convolvulaceae.